Ambispora gerdemannii is the source of this 123-nucleotide messenger RNA. The record is from the annotation of a GenBank genome assembly. NCBI's taxonomy places the organism in Eukaryota, Fungi, Glomeromycota, Glomeromycetes, Archaeosporales, Ambisporaceae.
AUGAAAUUUCAUCCAUUGAACUCUUACAAAGUGAAACAAAUGCUGAAAUUCAAGGAUCCAAUUCUAAAUGAUAAAAAAUUUGCCAUCCUUUUUGGAACUACUUCAAAUAGUCAUCAAAUAAAA